Messenger RNA from Hylaeus volcanicus, 1433 nucleotides. RefSeq names its product 26S proteasome non-ATPase regulatory subunit 4 (gene Rpn10). The transcript has 6 exons. Lineage: Eukaryota; Metazoa; Arthropoda; Insecta; Hymenoptera; Colletidae. The record is from RefSeq and is a predicted model, not a curated record. Gene Ontology annotation, cellular component: nucleus; proteasome regulatory particle, base subcomplex; cytosol. The coding region runs from base 148 to 1335 and encodes 395 amino acids. Gene Ontology annotation, molecular function: polyubiquitin modification-dependent protein binding. Gene Ontology annotation, biological process: proteasome-mediated ubiquitin-dependent protein catabolic process.
UAUUAUCUCUGUACGUUUCGCGUACGUUAAAUAAUGAGACCAAAACAAAUUGAAAUGAAACAGAACUGAACACAGGAAGAUACGACGCGAGGACAGAACGGAACGAAACGGAACGAAACGUGAAACACGUCAGUGAUUGGAAUCAAGAUGGUACUGGAAAGUACGAUGAUAUGUGUCGACAAUAGCGAUUACAUGAGAAAUGGAGAUUUUUUACCAACUCGACUUCAAGCACAACAAGAUGCCGUUCAUGUGGUCUGCCAUUCCAAGACACGUUCAAAUCCAGAGAAUAAUAUUGGUUUAAUAACAUUGGCCAAUACCGAAGUGUUGGCCACAUUGACUAGUGAUGUAGGCAGAAUUCUAUCAAAGCUCCAUCAAGUUCAACCAAACGGUAAUUUAAAUCUAAUUACCGGAAUACGAAUUGCACAUCUGGCAUUGAAACAUCGCCAAGGUAAAAAUCACAAAAUGCGCAUCGUUGCUUUCAUUGGUAGUCCAAUCGAGGUCGAUGAAAAAGAACUAGUUAAAUUAGCGAAACGGUUGAAGAAAGAGAAAGUCUGCGUCGACGUGAUUAGCUUCGGCGAGGAAAGCGUUAACAGCGAAGUAUUAACAGCCUUCAUCAAUACACUCAAUGGAAAAGAUGGCACAGGCAGUUUCUUGAUUACUGUCCCACCUGGACCGCAUUUAUCGGACGCGUUGAUUUCUUCUCCCAUAAUUCAAGGAGAAGAUGGAAUGGGUGGUACAGGCGUGGGAGGAGCUGCAUUUGAAUUCGGGGUCGAUCCAAACGAAGAUCCAGAGUUGGCAUUGGCACUACGUGUUUCGAUGGAAGAGCAACGGCAGCGUCAAGAGGAUGAGGCACGACGCGCGCAGUCUACUGAAGUGACUACAGUCCAGCGAGGAGAAACUCAGAAAGCAGCUCCGAAGGAGGAAACGAUGUUAAAGCGUGCGCUUGCCAUGUCGCUCGAGGGUCCCGAAGAUUCGUCUUCAGCGUCAGAGAAUACUACGCCCACUAGUGGAAUCGUGCCUGACUUCUCUCGUAUGACUGAGGAAGAACAAAUUGCUUUCGCUUUACAGAUGUCCAUGCUUAAUCAAGAUCAACAAGAGCUCGAGUCUUUGAAAGAAGAGUCAAUGGAAAUCGAGGAGGACUACGCUGCCGUCAUGUCCGACCCAGCUUUUCUGCAAUCAGUUCUAGAAAAUUUACCUGGUGUCGAUCCCCAUUCUGAUGCCGUCCGUCAAGCCGUUGGAUCUCUCCAACAAAACAAGGACAAAGACAAAGACAAGGAGAAGGAGAAGGAAAAGGAGAAGGAGAAGGAUAAAGAUAAGGAUAAGGAAAAGAAAUAAAAAAAAACUUGUGCUCCUUGGAUAUAUAACUCUAUGUUAAUCCCUGUUUUGUGAAUACAUGUAUACCAAAUAUAAGUUUUCAAUUUUUCAAAACUUCA